Olea europaea var. sylvestris is the source of this 1832-nucleotide messenger RNA. RefSeq names its product UBX domain-containing protein 1-like. Lineage: Eukaryota; Viridiplantae; Streptophyta; Magnoliopsida; Lamiales; Oleaceae. The transcript has 11 exons. Bases 612 to 1574 code for a protein of 320 amino acids. The record is from RefSeq and is a predicted model, not a curated record. Gene Ontology annotation, molecular function: protein binding.
AAAUAAAGGUCACUGUUCAUCUUCUUCUCCAAUCCCUCUUUGUAAUAUCUUCCACUGUGAUUACCACUUCCAAAAGGAGUUUCAAUUCAUUUCCAAUUUACUGAACAAAAAUUGGAAUUUCAUGCCAAUUUGCUCUCAAGAUGCGAAUUCUUAAAUGGGUCGGCUAAAAUAGCUGCCAAACAGGUAGUGUUAUAGCUACCAACAGGCAGCUUUUUUUUUGGGCCGGCCAAGCUCGAGCUGAAUCCCCCGAAAUGGGGCUCAGCCCGAGUCUUGGCUCAGUGCCUCCAAAUCUCGAGUCGGGCGAGCUUUUUCCGAACUGAGCCAGACAAGCCCGGUUGCCAUCCUAACAUAUAUGUCCUUUCCCGCUUUAUUCAUCACCAUAACUUCUGCCACGGCACUUCCGCAGAUGUUCACUGUCAUUAUAUGACGCUGAAUGUUGUUGUUUGGCGAAAUUACAGUUCAUGUGGCAGAAAUUUAUUACUGUACCAGUAAAUCUUCUGGAGACCAUGGGACCAAUGCACCCAGAUUUACCUUCAUUAAUGAAAGAAAAAGGGAAAUAAACCAGCCGCUAUUUAGGAUAAGUACCCCAACGAGUUUAUUCUACUUCAAAAAUGGUCAUUCAGCAAGUUGACAAGAGAUUGCUUAGUGAACUUGAAGCAAUGGGAUUUUCCGAGGCCCAAGCGAGAAAGGCCCUUCAUCAUUCUGGUAAUUUAAGUAUCGAGGCUGCUGUAAACUGGAUUAUUGACAACGAGAAUGAUGCAGCCACUGAUGAGAUGCCAAUGUGCCUGCAGGAUCCAGUAAACAUUGAAAUUGAAGAAAUCGACCCCCGUCUCAUUUCCGAAGAAGUGAAGUUGUGCGCACAGGAAUUAAGAAAUCGAUCACGUAAAAAGAAAGCAGAGGAAAAGAAGAAAUUUGAAAGUGAAAGGGAGAAGGAGAGGAUUAGGGUAGGUAAAGAACUGUUAGAGGCAAAGGAAAUGGCAGAAGAACGUGAAAGAAAACGUUUUUUGGCCCAAAGGAAAGCUGAGAAAGAGGAAGAGAGAAGAGCAAGGGAGAAAAUUCGUCAGAAACUUCAGCAGGAUAAGGCGGAAAGAAGGGUGGGACUAGGAUUGCCCAGGGAAGCUGUGGAAGGUGCUACAUCUACAAUACCUGCCACAUCAUUGUUGCAAGGAACAAGGAACUCAUCGACAUAUGACUCUGUUGUAUUGCCUGUUAAGCCUGCUGAAAAAGCGGAACUCCUGAGAGAAUGCUUAAGAACUCUGAAGCGCCAUAACAAGGAGGACAAUACAGUGACAAGGGCAUUCCGAACUCUCUUGAUUUAUGUCAGAAAUGUUGUGAAGAAUCCUGAAGAAGGAAAGUUCAGAAAGAUUAGAAUCAGCAACCCGGCGUUCCAGGAUCGCGUUGGAAAAUUCCGGGAUGCUAUCAAGUUUCUUGAACUCUGUGGAUUCGAGAGAGUUGAGGGAGGCAACUUUUUGUUUCUACCAAGAGAAAAGAUUGACAUGGGGGUGCUGAAAGUAGCUGGAGCUGAGUUGCAGAAUGCUAUAACAAAUCCUUUCUUUGGACUUCUAUCAAGAUAAGUCGCCAUUAAGUUUUCUUCGAGAAUUGACAGCUCGAUGGAUGUACCUCAAAUUGAUUUGAAUCCUUGGUGUUGAAGAACUAGAUAACACUGCAAGAUUGUUCAUUUAUUGAUUUUUCACUAUUGUCUCUCUUACUAUUCAUGGGUCUUACAGAUUUCGAAUGGAAAAUGAAAUUAUUUGCAAAAAUGGGGCUCAAACUCACGCUUGUAUAUACAUAAUUACAUUUAUAUAAACAAAGCAUGAAAUAAUUGACUAUCA